AUGUAUGUAGUACUACUUAAAUCGGCUGGCGAUCAUGCCGCUAGCAUCAAUGAUGACCCUUAUGUGCAGAUAUUAAAAACGUCCGGUUUCAAUGUAGACCUAUUGGAAACUCUUGAUUUCGUGUACAACACCUCAAGUUUAGCGGAAUACAAGAACUGGCGGGACAAUCACAGUUGCAUUAUUUUUAGUAGCCCACGUGCAGUAAUAUCUUAUCUCAAAGCUGGAUUAACAGGUAAUGGAAAUGACCUCUGUUUUGUUGUUGGCCCAAGCACUGAGUCACAAGCAAAAAAAGCUGGAUUUUCUCCGAAAGGAGCUGAUUCAGGGGAUGCAGAGGAACUCGCAAGUUUUAUUUUGAAACACUUUGCCUCAAAAUUGGAUAAACCUGUAUUUUUCCCAGCAGGGCAAGUACAUCGCGACACAUUACCAAAGGCUUUGGAAAAUGAAGGAAUAAAAGUAAAUACCGUUGUGGCUUAUUCCUCUGUAGAAAAUACUCAACUUCACGAAAAAUUGCGAUUAAAUUUAUGCGAAGGAAAUCCUAUUCCUGAAUGUUUGGUAUUUUUCAGUCCAUCUGGCGUUUCAUUAACUGAAAAUAUAUUAUUAACUGAAAUUAAACCACAUCGGCCAAAUAUUAAAUUAGUUGCUAUGGGACGUGCAACAGCAACAAGAUUAAAAGAAUUAGGUUUAACUGUUUCAGCUAUUGCCUCAUCACCUAAACCGGAAAGUCUAUUAACAGCAUUGAAACAAUUAAAGUGA
Schistosoma turkestanicum is the source of this 753-nucleotide messenger RNA. The record is from the annotation of a GenBank genome assembly. NCBI's taxonomy places the organism in Eukaryota, Metazoa, Platyhelminthes, Trematoda, Strigeidida, Schistosomatidae.